AUGGAGCAAUGGAGCAAUGGUGAAGGAGAGUCUCGUCGCCAUGCCUUCGAUUCUGGACAACUGAUAUUAAAAGCAAAUCAAGCGAAUCCGAAUUCCAGGGGCACAGAUGGAUCCACUCGUGGAAUUUUCAUUAUCGGUGAUCAAAGUUCUUCAAAAUCUACCACCGUGAACAGUAUCAUCAAACAAGUUGCACUUCAAAUGGGUAGCAGUACAGUCACUAAAAUCAGAACGUGGAUUGAGCAUCGAUACGAUCCAGAGUUGGAGGAUCCAAAGUAUGAUCUAAAGAUAGAACACCAUAAUUCAGGAGGAGUAACUGAACUUGUUAAAGAUGGCACUCUACAGGAUCUAACCAACAAAUUCACGAAACUCAACGAGAAACAUAUGGAUGACGUAAAGGAUGCUCGAAUUGUCAUUCACUCCAACAUUCCAUCCUUUGCAAUAGACUGCUGUGACAAUCCAGGAUUGACGCCGGUCAAUGCUGAAAUACAGAAAACUACCGACGGUAUUACGCGUCGCACGUUAGAAAAGGUGUUGGAGCGUCAGAAAUUACAAAAUGAUAGCAUAGUGGUGCUAUGCAUAUCUGCCCUAGUUUUUGAAAAUCCAUCUUGGCCACGACACAUGGAUUUGAUAAAAAAAAUUAAUGGUAAUAAUUUGAUCGUCCUUGUAACAAGGAUGGAUCAACUCAAUAUACAAGGAAUUGCCCAGGAGAUGAGGGGUGACCAGGGAAUAAAUAACAAUGAUCGUCUUCGCUGUAGCCCCAUGGAUAUCCUCAGGUUUAUUCGUGGAAAAAUUGAACAACAAGCUAAACCUCAUGAAUUUCCGGAAGGCGUGCAGUUUCAUUAUGCAGCUUCCAGCAGCAAAAAGUGGGAUGAUCUAAUGGUGGAAGGGUGGAGUGAGUUCGAGAAAUCGGAACGAAAGAAUAACAGCGAGAUGAUUAAAAUUCUUUGCGAAGUUAAAAAUAAAUGGCUUGAUUAUGGAAUCGAACUGACUGACCUGAAACAGAAAGAAGAAUUCAUGGAGUCUGUCGGAAUGCCGAAAUUACAAGAAAGAUUGCUUCAGAGAUUGCAUGUUGAUAUUUUGAAGGCCACGGAAGAACUUAUGGAUCUUAUGUCGAAACAUCAAGUUCAGGAAAAAAAGGAACUGGAAAAGGUGUCAAAAAACAUUAAACAUUCCAAAUGUCAAUCUGAAUUGAUACCUGAAUUCUGCAAACAUUUUAUAUCGUUGUUUCAGACACUUUUUGCUUCACCGCUAUACUCCCCACCUCUUCACUCCAAUCCUCGGUUGAUAGAAUUUUACAACGGGAUAAAAAGGGCGCGGGAAACUAUUAAAGGAUACGGAUGGACCUUGAAGGACAUGUGGGAGAUCUUCGAAAAUCUUAAAAGCACCGACGGAUACGCGGAAUUUCCACCUAAAGAAUUUCGAGGAGAGGAUUUUCAGAAAUACGUGAAUAAUGUUGAAAAAUACAUCAACUCCGCUGAUAAAUAUUUUAAUACGGCACAGAUGCUAGUAACGCGACUAACGCAAGAAUGUACCUUGCGAUCAACAUUAAUAGAGUUACGUGAACUUGAUGUUGAUGAAUUUGUUGCACGUCAAGUACAAGCAUCAACGUCGACCCAAUUAAAUUUUGGUCAGGCCAUCGAUCAGCAGAUCAGUGAGGACUAUAGCCGGAUUUUCCAUUCACAGGAGAGGAAGAAUGCCGACCAAAUUUCAGGAAAUUAUGUCGAUGUAAACGGAGGUAACCAAUGGGUAGCGAUAUUUGGAGCUUUAUGUCUAUUGCUACACGCAGAAUAUACUCUCCGUAUCAUGCGUGACACUCCUUAUUCUUCCUUGCUACAAACGCAGAGCGUUGAUCCUAUGCAAGGGUUAUUAGUCACUAGAUUUGAACGGUACUGGAAACAUAGAAGCAAAAAUUCGCAAGAUCUGCAAACCACGGAGAACCAAAUUGCAAGGAUUAUGAUAAAGAUGAAAAGAACGAGUUCCAAAAAACCUUCACCCACAAAAAAAGUACCACCCAUUGAAGAUAUAUUGUGGGCGCUCUAUACCAUGUUCUUUGAUCGUCCAUACAAUAAUUUUAAGCAGACGUUGGAUGGACGUACGGAUCUAUUAAUGAUGACACAUGCUAACUCACUUGUUCACUUUUAUCAGUUAAGUAGCAUCUGUGUACAUCAGGAUAGAGAAUAUCUGAAGCAAUGGGGGUCAAACAAUACGGAUUUGGAAUAUGUGAAAACUUUUCUGGUUAAGGAGGAAGAUGUCCAGGAUCUUCCAAAAGUAUCUGAAAAGAAUGAUAAGAAUAAAAAGAAUGAAAAGGGUAUCAUGGAAUUGGUGACGGAGAACCUUCAAAAGCUCCGGAAGAAGGAAAAAACUAAUUAUGAAUUAGGGGAGAAACGCCGGAUCUUUACAAACUACUCGGAAGAGGCAGUUGAACGUGUUAGAUCUAUUAUAAUGGGCAAACCACUAGUUCCGGAAGAGAAGGUAAAGAUAUUCGUAGAUUUUGCGGAUAUGGGCAAAAAUCCGGACGCAUUCGACCAACCAGAGAGUAAGACCAAUUUCGGCGACAAAGAAAAAGCUUCUGUUAAUUAUAUCUAUAAACGUCGUCUGACAAUGGGGAUUACAAAUUGUGUCAUUGAUGCUAUUCAGCAGCUUGCUAAAAUGCAAUACGAAUUCAAUCAUCAACAAAAUGCCCCAGAACUACAACGUGAACUACUUGGCCGUGUCGCAUCCUUGAUGCUUGGAUAUGGAUAUCCCUACCACCCUGAUACUCGCCCUCCAUCAAAAUGGUACCUAUCGCCAAAGGUGAUCGUCCAAUUUCUUCGGGAAAACGAAGAUUUCUUAUCUAUGCCUCACUCGCCUGAGGAACAAGACACGCACGAUUAUAAGGCCAGACUUGAUCCUCGGAUGUUAGAAUCACCGAUUAUCAAGCGCAUCUUCUCCUUGGGCAACGAUGAUCAUAAGUACAAAGAAAUAUCAAACCAUAUCAACCAGCUUGAAAAAGCAAAACGUGAUGAAGUGGAUGCAUAUAUAAUCGAGUUUCUUGCCGAAGACCGAUUCGAUUGGCAACAAGAUCAGGAUAAUCUGCAAAGAAAAUGGAAUGACUGUAGAAAUGAAAUAAACAAUUAUAGGAAAUGGCAUUAUUAUCUUGGGGCAUACAAAAAAGUUGCUGAAACAGUAUUACUGGAUAAGGGGAAUGAUGUUCCUGAAAUAGGAUUUAGUUGGGAGGGAGUUGCUAACGAGUUUAAUGAAUCUAUCGAGUUUGAUGAAUUUACCGACGAGGAUGACGAACAUGACGAUACUUCAUCUACAACGUCUGAAAAAGAUUCACUGGAUACUUCAACUUUCGAAGAUAAUUCAUCCAGACCAUUCUAUAGAAACUCUUCUGAUUCCUAG
Molecule: messenger RNA, 3384 nt
Organism: Diversispora eburnea
Lineage: Eukaryota; Fungi; Glomeromycota; Glomeromycetes; Diversisporales; Diversisporaceae
Source: the annotation of a GenBank genome assembly